Molecule: messenger RNA, 1437 nt
Organism: Exophiala oligosperma
Lineage: Eukaryota; Fungi; Ascomycota; Eurotiomycetes; Chaetothyriales; Herpotrichiellaceae
Exons: 4
Coding region: 258-1271 (337 amino acids)
Source: RefSeq, a predicted model, not a curated record
AAGCGUAUAGUUUCGGGUAUAUCUUUAAUCACGGUUCACACGGUCUCCCACAUGAUCGGUUUCCAGUUGGAACAGACCUACUAAAAGUCUAUGCCUAUCGUCAUACUGAUGGCGUCUGGGCAAAAGCGAAAUUGCUCCCACACUGACAUUCUGCACUGAGGACAUGGGGCCUAUAUGAAUCUAUUGUCGACCGUCGGUCUUUUGAGCAAACCGUAAUAUGCGCACUCAGGGACGAAACCGAAACAAAAGCAGUCUCAAUGUCGUCCGUAGAUCGACGAGAUACACGUUUCUUCUUUGAUCGAAAAAGAUCGAGGCCAGAUGACGAGGGAGAGGAUGACGCCGACGGCAGAGGUGAAGGAGAUAUUGACCAAGUGGACGUGAUCGCCUCCAAAAUUGCCGACUCACGCACCAAGGCCAAUGCCGCCUCGACCCAGGCCACGUCAAAUUCACAUUCGCUCCGAAAUCCGACCAAAUCUCGGACUCAUCAUGGGUCCGUCGAGAUCCUGAAGCUUCAAAUACCACAAAACCAGAAUCCGUGGAAGAAAUUUAAACCACUUCUUCAAGUCCGGCAAGGUUGUCCUGCCAUCAUGGCUCGCUCGAUCCCACCCGAUCAGCAGCUUUAUGCUGUCAGAAGUAUUGCUUCAACAGAAAAGGACAAACAUCUACGUGCAAUUCAACAACUAAGUCUUCUCCCGGGGAGAGGCAUUGACCAAGUUCGGGAGACUUUUGACUGGUCUGGGACACUGUUCGUCGUUACUCAGUAUGUCAAGCCUAGUCUUUCGCAAAUUAUCACAAGUCAGGACCGUCCGACAGAGGCACAUAUAGCCUUCAUAGCUCAAAAGAUAUUGAUUAGCCUCGUGCUGCUUGAGGAACAGGGCCUGCUGCACGGCUCACUUGAUUCAUCCUUCGUCCUAAUCCCACCCUCCUGUGUGCCUAUCUUAGCCCAUCCCCCUUACUGGCGAUCUAUUGCGUCAUCGAAACAGUUUAUCGAUACAGCCGCGCUCGCAAACCUCAUAGUGCGGCUAGUUGAAAGAAGCGUCAUCAUUGGCUCAGAGGAAGAGCUACACGUCAGGGAGCCUCACAACUGGUCCCCAGCAAUAAUAGAUUUUAUUGAAUGUGCCCGUCGGCUGCCUGCUUCGGGCUUGAGAGAUCAUGCAUUCCUCCAACUUCGAUGUCAGCCACUAGAUAUUCAAGAUCUCAGAAGUGUUGCUGACCAUACUACUUGGUGUCAUUGGCAGUUCCUUGAGCCCGGUGACGGCGCGCCUGAGUAGAAUUGGGAGAUUCGAAUGUCCGGGAGGCGAUGGAUUGUGUCAUCUGGAAAUACGCUCCUAGAAAGCUGAACAGGGCAAUAGGUCGGAACUGGGACUGAUCGAACGUAAAUUGAGACUAUUGAACUGCCAUACCUCGAGCCCGACGAAGCUGAUCGAUAUCAAAACC